AUGUCGGCCCCCUCCGCAACCGCUGCUAGCGCAUCCCAUCAGACCAUCUUGCCUACCAAGAUCCGUCCUAAGCAGCCCGCCUCAGCUCUCCCACCUCCCUCGAUCAUCCUCACGCUCUCUGGUCCCGAUGGUCCCGGCAUCGUCCACCGAAUCUCUGGCUUCCUCGCACGUCGCAACAUGAACAUCAUGGACUCUGCUCAGUUCGGUGACCCCACCACGGGUACCUUCUUCAUGCGCGUCCAUGCUUCCGAACCUCUACCCGAAAACGGCUCUCAUCCCGACCCCCGUGCACCGGACUACGCCCAACAGCGAUCCGCUUUCCUCGCCAAGGUCAAAUCUGAAUUCGACGACGAGUUCGCCAAAGAAGCCGAGGUCUCUGUCAAGAUCUUCGGCGCCGAGGAAAAGCCGCGUACGCUCAUCAUGGUCAGCAAGAUCGGACACUGUCUCAACGACCUCCUCUUCCGUCUCUCCAACAACACGCUCCCUAUCACCGUGCCCCUCAUCAUCUCCAACCACGCCGAUUACGAGCCCCUCGCCAAGGCAAACGGCAUCCCCUUCUACCACCUCCCCAUCAACGCAGCCGAAGGCAAGACAAAGGAGUGGCAGGAAGCCGAAAUGGUCAAGCUCGCCAAACAGUACGACAUCGACAUGAUCGUCCUGGCCCGAUACAUGCAGAUCCUCUCACCGCAGCUGUGCAGUCUCUUCAGCGGUAGGAUCAUCAACAUCCACCAUUCGUUCCUGCCCAGCUUCAAGGGAGCCAAGCCGUACCAUCAGGCGUUUGAGAGAGGUGUCAAGUUGAUCGGUGCCACCGCGCAUUUCGUCACGGCGGAUUUGGAUGAAGGCCCCAUCAUCGAGCAGGCGGUGGAGAGGGUGGAUCACGCCAUGACGCCCGCGGAUCUGGUCCAGGCCGGCUCGGAUGUAGAGGCGAGGGUGUUGGCGAGAGCCGUCAAGUGGACUGCGGAGAGGAGGGUGCUGUUGAAUGGCGCAAAGACUGUCGUUUUCAACUGA
Pseudozyma hubeiensis SY62 is the source of this 1008-nucleotide messenger RNA. RefSeq lists its product as hypothetical. Gene Ontology annotation, molecular function: formyltetrahydrofolate deformylase activity. Gene Ontology annotation, biological process: 'de novo' IMP biosynthetic process. The coding region runs from base 1 to 1008 and encodes 335 amino acids. The record is from RefSeq and is a predicted model, not a curated record. The transcript has a single exon. Lineage: Eukaryota; Fungi; Basidiomycota; Ustilaginomycetes; Ustilaginales; Ustilaginaceae.